UCAAGGAGGCCACCCCCGCCGGCUGCUGCUCACAUGGUUUCUGGGCCCCUGGCACUCCGGUGGUGCCCGUGGGCAGGGCACAGGGACGUGGGGCCAGACAUGGAGCUUCCCAGCCAUUCAAAACAGCUCCUGCUACAGCUGAAUCAGCAGAGGGCUAAGGGCUUCCUGUGUGACGUCAUCAUCAUGGUGGAGAACUCCAUCUUCCGGGCCCACAAGAACGUCCUGGCUGCUAGCAGCAUCUACUUCAAGUCCCUGGUCCUUCAUGAUAACCUCAUCAACCUAGACACAGACAUGGUCAGCUCCACUGUGUUCCAGCAGAUCCUGGACUUCAUCUACACGGGCAGGCUGCUGCCCAGUGACCAGCCACCCAGUGACCAGCCGUCCAGUGACCAGCCAUCUGAGCCAAACUUCAGCACUCUGCUCACUGCUGCCAGCUACCUCCAGCUGCCUGAGCUGGCAGCCCUCUGCCGCCGCAAACUGAAGCGAUCUGGCAAGCCCUUUGGCCCUGGACGAGUGGGUACUGCUGGCAUGGGGCGACCAACCCGCAGUCAGCGACUGUCCACAGGCUCUGUCAUCCAGGCUGGAUAUCCAGGGCUUGUAGAUGGGCGUAAAGGACACCCUGCUCCCCAGGAGCUCCCUCAGGCCAAAGGCUCAGAUGAUGAGCUUUUUCUGGGCGGCUCUACCCAGGAGAGCACACACAGCCUGGGCUUAGGGGGCCCAGCUGGUGGGGAGGUGGGCUUGGGGGGCUGCAACACCAGCACCAACGGGAGCAGUGGGGGCUGUGAGCAGGAGCUGGGUUUGGACCUGUCCAAGAAGAGCCCACCCUUACCUCCUACAACCCCUGGCCCCCACCUUAUUCCUGAGGACCCAGCCCAGCUGAGUGACAGCCAGCGAGAGUCACCCGCACCCACUUCGACCUCCGCCCUGCCUGUCGGCAGUAGUGCCUCAUUUGUUGAGCUGGGGGCCACUCCUGAUGAGCCCAUGGACGUGGAAGGGCCCGAGGAAAACCACCCGAGUCUGCUGGAAGGACAGGGUGGGCAGCCUCGCAAGAGCCUCCGUCAUUCAGCCCGCAAAAAAGAUUGGAACAAAAAGGAGCCUGUAGCUGGCUCCCCCUAUGAUCGGAGAGAAACGGGGUCUAAGGGUUCCUGCCCAGGAGAAGAAGGUGAGGGGCCUGGGGACAGGGUUCCCAAUGGCGUUCUGGCUAGCAGUGCUGGUGGAAGUGGCCCCAGUGCAUCAUAUGGGGAGUCAUCAUACCCCUGCAAGGAGGAGGAGGAGAACGGCAAAGACGGGAGUGAGGACAGUGGGCAGAGUGGGAGCGAGGGGGGCAGCGGCCACACUGGCGCCCACUAUGUGUACCGGCAGGAAGGCUUCGAGACGGUGUCAUAUGGGGACAACCUUUAUGUGUGCAUCCCCUGCGCCAAGGGCUUCCCCAGCUCCGAGCAGCUCAACGCUCACGUGGAGACACACACAGAGGAGGAGUUAUUCAUCAAGGAAGAAGGGGCUUAUGAGACGGGCAGUGGGGGUGCAGAGGAGGAGGCUGAGGACCUGUCAACACCCAGUGCAGCCUAUGCAGCCGAGCCUCGACCUUUCAAGUGCUCAGUUUGUGAGAAGACCUACAAGGACCCAGCCACGCUGCGGCAACAUGAGAAGACACACUGGCUGACCCGUCCGUUCCCCUGCAACAUCUGUGGAAAGAUGUUCACACAGCGAGGCACCAUGACACGCCACAUGCGAAGCCACCUGGGCCUGAAGCCCUUCGCCUGUGACGAGUGCGGCAUGCGUUUCACCCGCCAGUACCGCCUCACAGAGCACAUGCGCGUGCACUCAGGUGAGAAGCCCUAUGAGUGCCAGCUCUGUGGGGGCAAGUUCACCCAGCAGCGCAACCUCAUCAGCCACCUUCGCAUGCACACCUCCCCUCCCUAG
Arvicanthis niloticus (Nile rat) is the source of this 1923-nucleotide messenger RNA. RefSeq names its product HIC ZBTB transcriptional repressor 2 (gene Hic2). Gene Ontology annotation, biological process: regulation of transcription by RNA polymerase II. Gene Ontology annotation, molecular function: DNA-binding transcription factor activity, RNA polymerase II-specific; protein binding. Lineage: Eukaryota; Metazoa; Chordata; Mammalia; Rodentia; Muridae. Gene Ontology annotation, cellular component: nucleus. The record is from RefSeq and is a predicted model, not a curated record.